AUGGGUUUUGUCGUGCUGGUGCUUCUGUGCGCUCUCACCGGGCUGGUGUUCGGGGACAGUAAACCCAAGACAUGCUCGGACAUCAGGCACUUCUACAACAGCAAGGGGUUCAAUCUGAACGGAGUCCCGCAAACAGUAAUAUCCGGUGAGCACCUGCGGGUUUGUUCUCAGGGUUACACCUGCUGCACGUCUGGGAUGGAGGAGAACCUUCUGAACCUGAGCCGACGAGAGUUUGAGACUCAGGUGAAGGAGUCUGGACGCACCUUACAGGCCUCUCUCAACGGCCAGUUCAAGAGCUUUGACGAUUUUUUCUUGGAGCUGUUGAACCGUUCUGAAGCAUCGCUCCAAACCUCUUUCCAGACCGGGUUUGGACCUCUCUUCUCCCAAAUCGCAAAGGUGUUUCAGGAUCUGUACUCAGACCUUCGGCGCUACUACCGAGGGUCCAACGUCAAUCUCGAGGAGGCGCUGAAUGAAUUCUGGGCCCGUCUGCUGGAAAGACUCUUUAAAGCUUUAAACCCUCAGUACAUUAUUGGAGAGGAGUAUCUGGAGUGCGUAGCCAAGCAGUCAGAAACGCUGAAGCUGUUUGGAGACACGCCGAGAGAGCUCAAGACCAAAAUCACACGCACGGUUAUUGCUGCCAGAACGUUUGCGCAGGGUCUGGUGAUCAGCGGCGAAGCGGUCAGGAAGGUUUCACAGGUGUCUCUGAGCACUGAAUGUGUGCACGCCGUCAUGAAGAUGACAUACUGUCCUCACUGUAGCGGCGUGGCUUUUGCCAAGCCCUGCUCAAACUACUGUAAGAAUGUCAUGAAGGGCUGCCUCGCCAAUCAAGCGGAUCUGGACUCGGAGUGGAGGAACUUGGCAGAUGCUAUGCUGGAGGUAGUUGACAAACUGAGCCGGCCUUACAGUGUGGAUUCGGUGGUUCUGUCUCUGCCAAAACGCAUUGCUGAAGCUAUUCUCUACAUGCAAGACAACCUCAACACGUUCAACAAUAAGGUGUUUCAGGCAUGUGGUUCUCCUACUCAGAGCUCCAAAACUGAAGACCAGAUCAAGCGAGGUAGAAACACAGCAGAAGAAGUGAGCGGCACCCCAGGAGCCCAACUGGAGAAAGUGUUAUCCGAUGUGUCCAGAAUGUUGAGAGAUAUCAUGCAGUACUGGGUCCAUUUGCCCAGAAAACUGUGUGUGGAUCGCGAGUCUGGACCGAGUGAAGCAGACAGAUGUUGGAACGGAAUGAGUGUGGAUAGGUAUCUGCCAGAAGUGAUGGGAGACGGGCUAGCCAGUCAGAUCAAUAAUCCUGAGGUGGAGAUUGAUAUUACCAAACCAGACAUGACUGUACGCAAACAGAUCAUGCAGCUUAAGAUAAUGAUCAACCGACUGAAGUAUGCCAUCAAUGGAAAUGAUGUGGACUUCCAGGAUACCAGUGAUGAUAUCAGCGGUUCAGGAAGUGGAAUGUGUGCCAAUGAUCAGUGUUCCCGUGAUCCACGUUUAACGGCCCCAAACACGGACAAACCCAACGUAUACGCCUAUCCGUCAGAGAACAAGAAGGUGGUGAACGGAAGAAGCAGCCAAAACCUUCCUUGCGUCAGCCUCUACCUUCUCUCAUUGGUCACAGUCUUGCUUAGGCGAUAAUUGGCAGGCAAUUCCACCAACUGGGACUGAGUUUAGGACUGGGUUGGAUUGUGGAGGGGCGGGGUUAGUCACAUUGCCAAAACAAACAUGCAAAUAUCAACGGAAUCCGGCGAAUGCAUCACUUUUUUUGUCUUGAAUAAGAACACCAUGGAAUAUUCUUAGAUCUGUGUACUUUUUUGUCUCUUAUUUCAUAUAUGACACCCCUAGAGCUGGUCUUUUGCUUGUUUUUAUGUCUGUGGUGAAAAGGGUCUCUGAGAAUGCGCCAAUCUGUAACAAUGUCUAUAUGAAAAUCCACCCCAACAAACAAAACAUGCUUGUUUUUCCUUUUUCAAAAAUCAUUUUAGAUUAUAUUUAUUUAUUAAUUAAGACCCAUAAAGAUAAGACGUCUCUGGCCGCUCAAGCUUGAGAAUGUCCUUCAACACUUGUUCAAAGUGAACAAAACAUCAGAAAGAACCACGUGUUCUUAUCUUUGUUUUAAAGCUUUCCUAAUCAUGAAAACAAGCUUUACUGAGUCUUGUUUCGUGAAGACCAGCUGUCUCACGCUCUCUCUGUCUCUUUCGCUCUCGUUUAUUGUACUAAUUUCCGCACUCUGCUUUGCAAAUAGGUUUCAGGGGCCAUUUUAAGGAAAACACACCAUGUAUUUACUCUGGAUGUAAAUAAACGUGUACUAACCACAGUCACAUUUUCAGUAUAUCCUUGAGGACCCUCAACAGCACUGGAACAAUAUUUGGGAUGAAACGUUAAUGCACCAGCAAUGAGAAAGAGAUGGGCACGUUUUACGAAACGAUGUGCUCUAGUCCGUAGGACAGAUAUAUAAUGACCGUCAUCUCAGAGAGGGAUUUUACACAUGGGAAAAGACAAGCCGGAGAAUGAAAGACUCGAAACCGGAGGGAUGUGGAGGGGUUUCUGGACAUUGUUAAUUUGAUAUUGAUUCAAACCUCAUAGAGAUGUGUGUGUGUAUGUGUUAUGUGUGAGUGCACUUCAGAGAAAGCGUUGCUUUGUAAGUACUCACUAUACAAAUAUACACGUGUACUCAAUACAUGCUGCAUCCACGUCAGAUCUGAUUAGCUCAGUGAGUCACAGAUGUGUGUCUCAAAUAUUUCCCAGCCCCACACCCUGCCCUUCAUUAGCAGACAAGUUGGGUUGUUUAUGGUGCGCACACAAUGUUGAUGUGAAAACGGUGUUGCGCAACAUUGAGCAAAUGUUUGCGUAACCUUUUACCAAUGAAAAGUCUGUCAGUUUUAGGUAAGAAUCGUACUCUAUGCAAGUAUGUAAACGCAAAUAAUGUAAGCAUGCAUACUAAUAUUUUUGCGUCAAUGUAGCGAUAGCACACCUUAGUACUCAAGGGGGCGACAGAUUUACCAUCAAAUGUUUACGUUAUUGAAUUGAAUGUUGUUGUUGUUAAGGUAGCUAUAGCUAUAAACAUGUUGACCAUUGGACUAACUUGAACUAGCUUGCUGAGCUAAAUAGCAUGCAUGCCUCCCAUACUUGUGCUACAUUGUGAAAUACACCUAAUAUCCAACAUCCCCAUGACCUUACACAGGAAAAGUUGUUUGGAGAAUAGAUGGAAGGUUGAAAUAAUGUAAGCAUGCAUACUAAUGUGCAUUUUUGCGUUAAUGUAACGGUAUCACAACUUAGUACUCGAGGCGAUACAGUUACCAUCAAAAGUUUGCAUUAUUGAAUAUAAUGCUGUUGUUGUUGUUGUUGUUGUUCAGGUAGAUGUAGCUAUAAAUGUGUUGACCUUUGGACUAACUUGAACUAGCUUGCUAAGCUAAAUUAACUUAAAACGGUUGAUACGCCAUGAUAGUAGGUAAAAUGUUUGCUAAAACUUGCCUAAUACCCACAAUAGUGCACCUUUCAUACUUAUGUUACAUUAUAAACACUGAAGCUAAUUUCCAGCAUUCCCGUGACCCUGCAGAGGAUUUAAUGGUUUGGAGAAUGGAUGGAUUUUGGCUAAUUUCAUAACGCAAUGUAAAAUCAAGCAUAGCUAGAAGUAUUUGUGUUCUCGUACUUGCAUAGAGUUUCAGGCCUAGGAGAGAAUGAUGCAUUUUUUUGACCAAACCUGAAAAGAGCUUAAUUUUGGCCUAUUUUAAUGAACUUUGCAUCUGUAGAGGUUACAGGAAGCGAUGUAACUGAUUAAGGUUGCCAUUGGCUUUGCAGAGAAAGUGCUGCAGUUUCGGUCACCAUAAAGUGGCAUACAGAUCUGACCAGGUCUUUGAGAUGUAAAACAACACCCCCUCCCUUCCAGUUUAGAAAUGCUGCACUUUGCAUGACGCACGCGGCCACGUCACAUGAUCAGGGGUCGAUAACAGAGAAAUAUCCCACAGGCGGUGUUAUGGAUUGUUUGUUGAUCGAUUGGAUCAGAUAUGGUUGAAAAAAUGGACCCGUGGCACAAUUCACUAACUAUCUGUAGAGUGAUCUGACCUGAAAUCAGUCUUAACUGUCUUUAGCAUGUUUGUUAAAUCAUUGACAGUUAGUAGUCUGACCCCAGGUCAGCUAAACAGUCCCACCUCUAGAUGCAAUGGCGUAACAGUGGCACUGCCACUGCCACUCGCUCUUUACUGAUGAAUGUGGCUGAUAUUGUCAAAAUGUGCUGAGAUGAAAAAAUGAAAUUGCAUUCUGGUAUAUACUUUAUUUUCGUUUGUUUGUUUAAAAAAAAAAACAAUAAUGGGGAGUUUGUGUUUAAGGUUGAAAGUAGAACAUUUUGAAGAGACUGAGGAAAUUAUCUGUCCAUUGUUGUUGUAUGUUCUUUAAAAAGAAAGAGAAAAACCCUUGUGUCAAUUAUAUAGAUCAAAAGAUUU
This is a messenger RNA of Sinocyclocheilus anshuiensis, 4427 nucleotides long. It is a transcript of the gene gpc1b, whose product is annotated as glypican 1b. The record is from RefSeq and is a predicted model, not a curated record. Gene Ontology annotation, cellular component: plasma membrane; extracellular region; cell surface. NCBI's taxonomy places the organism in Eukaryota, Metazoa, Chordata, Actinopteri, Cypriniformes, Cyprinidae. The transcript has 9 exons. Bases 1 to 1626 code for a protein of 541 amino acids. Gene Ontology annotation, biological process: negative regulation of fibroblast growth factor receptor signaling pathway; cell migration; regulation of protein localization to membrane. Gene Ontology annotation, molecular function: fibroblast growth factor binding.